GGGGUUGUGGGUAGCUCGCCGGGAGGGAAAAGACAACCCCGAAGCCGGGUCGCGCCGCCCGUCGGGCCGGAGGGGAUGUUUGAGGACGAGCCCCAAGCCGAGGGGGCGGCGGUGGUCGCCGCGGCCAGGGAGGCGCUGCAGGCCCUGUGCCAGGAGCUGAACCUGGACGAGGGCAGCGCGGCCGAAGCCCUGGACGAUUUCACCGCCAUCCGCGGCAACUACAGCCUAGAGGGAGAAGUCGUACACUGGCUGGCAUGUUCUUUAUAUGUUGCUUGCCGCAAGAGCAUCAUUCCUACAGUGGGAAAGGGCGUCAUGGAAGGAAACUGUGUUUCACUGACCAGAAUACUUCGCUCAGCUAAGUUAAGCUUAAUACAGUUUUUUAGUAAAAUGAAGAAGUGGAUGGACAUGUCAAACCUACCGCAAGAAUUUCGUGAACGUAUAGAAAGGCUAGAGAGAAAUUUUGAAGUAUCAACUGUAAUUUUUAAAAAAUUUGAGCCCAUUUUUUUAGAUAUAUUUCAAAAUCCAUAUGAAGAACUACCAAAGUUGCCACGAAGCAGGAAGCAGAGGAGAAUUCCUUGCAGUGUAAAGGAUCUCUUUAAUUUCUGCUGGACACUCUUUGUUUACACUAAGGGUAAUUUUCGUAUGAUUGGUGAUGAUUUAGUAAACUCAUAUCAUUUACUUCUGUGCUGCUUGGACCUGAUUUUUGCCAAUGCUAUUAUGUGCCCAAAUCGACGGGACUUGCUAAAUCCAUCAUUUAAAGGUUUACCGUCUGAUUUCCAUGCUCCUGACUUCAAAGCUGCAGAAGAACCUCCCUGUAUCAUUGCCGUACUUUGUGAUCUACAUGAUGGACUUCUAGUAGAAGCAAAAGGAAUAAAGGAACAUUACUUCAAGCCAUAUAUUUCAAAACUCUUUGAUAAGAAGAUUUUAAAAGGUGAAUGUCUCUUGGACCUUUCCAGUUUCACUGAUAAUAGCAAAGCAGUGAACAAGGAGUAUGAGGAGUAUGUCCUAACUGUGGGUGACUUUGAUGAGAGGAUCUUUUUGGGAGCAGAUGCUGAGGAGGAAAUUGGCACACCUCGAAAGUUUACUGCUGACACCCCAUUUGGGAAACUGACAUCAGAGGCCAAUGUGGAAUACAACCUUCAACAUUUUGAAAAAAAACAGUCAUUUGCACCUUCUACCCCGCUUACCGGACGGCGGUAUUUACAAGAAAAAGAGGCGGUCACCACUCCUGUUGCUUCAGCUACUCAAAGUGUAAGCCGCUUACAGAGUAUUGUGGCUGGACUAAAAAAUGCACCAAGUGAGCAACUUCUGAAUAUUUUUGAAUCUUGUAUGCGGAAUCCUAUGGAAAAUAUUACGAGAAUAGUGAAAGGAAUAGGAGAGACUUUCUGCCAACACUAUACUCAGUCCACAGAUAAACAGCCAGGAUCUCACAUAGACUUUGCUGUAAACAGACUAAAACUGGCAGAAAUUUUGUAUUAUAAAAUAUUAGAGACUAUAAUGGUCCAGGAAACACGAAGACUUCAUGGAAUGGACAUGUCAGUUCUUUUAGAGCAAGAUAUAUUUCAUAGAUCCUUGAUGGCUUGUUGUUUGGAAAUUGUGCUCUUUGCCUAUAGUUCACCUCGUACUUUCCCUUGGAUUAUUGAAGUUCUUGAUUUGCAACCAUUUUAUUUUUAUAAGGUUAUUGAGGUGGUGAUCCGCUCAGAGGAGGGGCUUUCCAGAGAUAUGGUAAAACACCUAAACAAUAUUGAAGAACAGAUUUUGGAGAGUUUGGCUUGGAGUAAUAAUUCUGCACUGUGGGAAGCUCUCCAUGCUUCUGCAAACAAAGUUCCUACAUGUGAAGAAGUUAUAUUCCCAAAUAACUUUGAAAUAGGAAAUGGAGGAAAUGUACAGGGCCAUCUCCCCAUGAUGCCAAUGUCUCCAAUAAUACACCCAAGAGUGAAGGAAGUUCGGACUGAUAGUGGGAGCCAUCGAAGGGAUAUGCAACCGCUCUCUCCGAUUUCUGUCCAUGAACGCUACAGCUCUCCUGCUGCAGGAAGUGCUAAGAGGAGACUUUUUGGAGAUGACCCACCAAAGGAGAUGUUUGUGGAUAAGAUUAUGGCAGAAGGAACAAAACUGAAAAUUGCUCCUUCAAGUAUGACUGCUGAAAGCUUAUCAAUUUCCCCUGGUCAAGCUCUGCUGACAAUGGCCACAACCACAGUAACAGGGACAGUAGGACAGAAGGUUACAGUUCCUUUGCACGGUGUUGCCAAUGAUGCUGGAGAGAUCACACUGGUUCCUAUUUCCAUGAAUACAACUCAGGAGUCCAAAGCUGAGAGCCCUGUAUCACUAACUGCCCAGUCAUUAAUUGGUGCUUCUCCAAAACAGACCCAUCUGACUAAAGUCCAAGACGCUCAUCUGACUGGAAUAAGCAAACCAAAGAGAACUGGAUCCUUAGCACUAUUUUAUAGAAAGGUCUAUCAUUUGGCAAGUGUGCGCUUACGUGAUUUAUGUUUAAAACUUGAUGUUUCUAAUGAGUUACGAAGGAAGAUUUGGACAUGUUUUGAAUUCACUUUAGUUCACUGCCCUGAUUUAAUGAAAGAUCGGCAUUUGGAUCAGCUCCUUCUGUGUGCCUUUUACAUCAUGGCGAAAGUAACAAAAGAAGAAAGAACUUUUCAAGAAAUAAUGAAAAGUUAUAGGAAUCAGCCCCAAGCUAAUAGUCAUGUGUAUAGGAGUGUUCUCUUGAAAAGUAUUCCAAGAGAAGUUGUGACAUACAGUGGUGAUUGUGAAAUGACAGAUGGUGACAUAGAAGAUGCCACAAAGACACCCAACUGUUCCAGUGAACCAGUGAAAGAGGAAAGAGGUGAUCUUAUCAAAUUUUACAAUACAAUAUAUGUAGGAAGAGUGAAGUCAUUUGCAUUGAAGUAUGACUUGUCCAAUCAAGACCAUAUAAUGGAUGCUCCACCCCUCUCUCCUUUCCCACAUAUUAAGCAGCAGCCGGGCUCCCCACGUCGCAUUUCCCAGCAGCACUCCAUUUAUGUUUCACCACACAAAAACGGAUCCGGCCUCACCCCCAGGAGUGCUCUGCUGUACAAGUUCAAUGGCAGCCCUUCUAAGAGUUUGAAAGAUAUCAACAACAUGAUAAGGCAAGGUGAUCAGAAAACCAAGAAGCGCAUAAUAGCCAUCAGUGGAGAUGCAGAAUCACCUGCCAAACGUCUCUGCCAAGAGAAUGAUGAUGUUUUACUCAAGCGAUUACAAGAUGUUGUCAGUGAAAGAGCAAAUCACUAAUGGCAUUCCUUUUUCUGACCAAAGCACUUUGGUGUUGUUCUGGAGAAAGUUUGGGGGCUCCAUCCUUCACACUUUUAUCACUGGGUUAUACCAAAACUUGCACCAAAAGCAAGUUGUGUUUUUUUAGAAACUUUUAUUCAAUAUGUAUCUGACAGACAUGUAUUUUCAGUUAGAUUAGAAAAGAAAAUUUAAGUGCCUUUAUAAAUAUUAAUAUUUUUUAAAAUUUUUGUUCCUUGGGUUACUUUUUAGGAUGAAUUAAGGAGAAACUAUUUUUUAGUUUUCUUUUCAAAAUGAUCAGAUGUCUUCUGUACUUUUUAAUAUGAGGUCAGUGAGUCUUUGAGAUGCUUGUACUGUCUGCUCAUGUCGAAGGCCAGGUUAGUGCCCACAAUAUGUGGGCUCAGUGAUGCACCAGCCUGCCUUGGGCCCACUCUAGUAACUGCACAUCAGGUACUACCAACAUGCUAGGCUAUCUGUCCCUUUGUCUUCUUCUUGUUAAGUUCAAGCAGCUUUGUACCAGAGUCCUGCACUCCCCCACUUGCUUUCCAGUCCUGAGCCCUCUUAGCCUGAUGUUACAAUGCAAUGAAAGGGAUAUUUGUUCCAUUUUUAAAACUACUAUAUAGUUUUGAUUUUCGUGAUAUUACCUUAAUUAUUAUAUGUGAUUGUACUCAGUCAGUUCUUAAAGUUGUAUUAUAUGUGAUUGUAUUCGGUAGUUCUUAAAAUAAGAAACUGUUUCUUAAUCUAGUAGAAUAAAAUUCCGAUAAAUAAGAAAUUAAAUUUCAUUAGUAAAGUAGCAUUAUGAUAAAAUCAUUCAUUCUUGUUGUGUACAGUGGGACAUGCCUUUAAUUCCAGCAGCACAGGAGAAUUGCUGGGAAUAUGAGACCAGCCUGGCUAUAUAGCAGGUUCCAAAGGAACUUGGGCUACAUAGCAAGAUCCUUACUCAAAAAGAUCAAUUUUCAUUCUCAUUUAUUUAAUUUCCUGAAAACAUUUGAAGCUUUCACAUUAGUAUCACUUAAUGCCUUAUUAUAAUCAGAGUGUUUCAGUUCAAGAACUCAACUUUUUCUUCCUAUCUUACAUCACUCUUUGUCCCGAUAAUUAUGGUUUCUCGCAUGUUUUCCACCGAUGUUUAACUCCUGGAAUCCCCUUGUUGAUCUUUUCACACUGGAGGUACAGCCUUCUAAAGAAUCAGGUCUUUAGUGUUCACCUUUUCUUGUGUGUUUCUAGAAUCUGAGAGGAUGGGAAUAAGCCAUUCUUACUUAAUUUCUAGAUGAUGUGUCAGUAUAAAUAUUUUAGCUGCAAACUUAUUUUUUAAAAUAUAAAGUGUUAACCUGGCAGUCUAGCUCAACAUAAUGUUUAACUUUUCCAAAAUUAAUUAAUUUGAAUUAAUUCAAGAUUUGACUGCCAAUUAAUGAUGAAUGGUAACCAAACUUUAUUUUUUAAAUUUUAAAAGGAGAUUUGGGUUAUGUUUUGUUUUUCUGAAAAUUGUAUUCUUGUGUUUUGUGUAGUAUCUACACAUGUUGUAAUAAGCCAAAUAGUAGUCUGUCUUGAAUCCUUGUACAUAUUUCUAUGUAGCUAUAACUACUGUAUCACUUUCAUUAUUAAUGUAUAAAAUAUAAAUGUGAAUUUAUUCAAUGACUGUUUAAAAACUUCAGACAUGUUUUUACCAAUUUUCAGAACUUUGUAUUAAUGUACAUAAAAUAGUUAAUAAAAAUUAGAAUUAAAAACUA
Molecule: messenger RNA, 4988 nt
Organism: Myodes glareolus (Bank vole)
Lineage: Eukaryota; Metazoa; Chordata; Mammalia; Rodentia; Cricetidae
Gene: Rbl1
Product: RB transcriptional corepressor like 1
Biological process (GO): negative regulation of G1/S transition of mitotic cell cycle; regulation of transcription by RNA polymerase II; cell differentiation
Cellular component (GO): nucleus; transcription regulator complex; chromatin
Molecular function (GO): RNA polymerase II transcription regulatory region sequence-specific DNA binding
Source: RefSeq, a predicted model, not a curated record